Molecule: messenger RNA, 1308 nt
Organism: Cryptomeria japonica (Japanese cedar)
Lineage: Eukaryota; Viridiplantae; Streptophyta; Pinopsida; Cupressales; Cupressaceae
Product: G-type lectin S-receptor-like serine/threonine-protein kinase At2g19130
Exons: 2
Coding region: 1-1308 (435 amino acids)
Biological process (GO): protein phosphorylation
Molecular function (GO): protein kinase activity; ATP binding
Source: RefSeq, a predicted model, not a curated record
AUGAUAUUAGAUUCCGGGAACUUUUUAGUGGUGAGCGAUGGCAAUAACUCUGAGACUGUUUGGCAGAGUUUCGACCAUCCCGUCGAUACCUGGUUGCCUGAGAUGAAGGUCGGUGGAAGGAAAGAGUUAGUCUGUUGGAAUAACUCGUUGCAUCCAGCUCCGAGGCUUUUUUCUAAAGGGAUAGAUCCAUCAUGUAUAAGGCAGUUUGUGCUAAUAUGGAACAAUUCUGUAAAGUAUUGGGAAAGCGACUUUUGGGAUGGUGAAGGUUUCAGUCGAAUUCCGGAAAUGAAAUUGAACGACUUAUUCAAUUACAAGGCUGAAAAUACUACCUCUGGUUUCUAUAUCAGUUAUGAAUUGAGGCGUCCUGUCAGUGUGCUUACACGUUUCGUCCUUCAGAAAUCCGGUGCAUUGCAAUUAUAUGCUUUGUUUGAUAACAUUAAUUGGAGUGUGGUCUGCUGCGUGGAAGGCUUUAUACCCAGAGGCAAUCGGUCCUGGAAUUUGCAGGAUUGGUCCUCAAGUGGCUGUGUUCGAAAGAGCCCAUUAAACUGCGAUCCAAAAAAUGGCAGCUCUAACAGAUUCAUGGGCUACAGCGUAACUUUGCCUAUUAAUCAGGUCUUCACAUAUCCUGCAAUGUCAAAUGAAGAUUACGAGGAGUGCCUACAGAACAGCUCCUACAAUGCGGUUUCUUUCAUUGGGCCUUCAGGGACAUACCAAUCAUGGUCUGGGAAUCUGAUAAAUAUGCACACUUCUCCAUCGAAAAGCAAUUCAGAUGUCUUCAUUCAAUUAGCUGCUUCUCCACUUUCGAGGUUUGAUCAUAAAAUAUCCUCCUCUAGACGGAAAACAGUUGUGAGUAUUAUGCGCACUAUUCUUGGUAUUGUUGGUAUUCUCACAAUUGCUUUGGAUUUCUUUUCCUUUUCAAUGUGGCGGAGACAGCGGCUACGAUUGAGGCAGAUGCGUGCAUAUUCUUCGAACUCGUUUCUCAGAGUGUUUAGUUAUAAGGAGCUGAAGAUUGCAACUAGGAAUUUCAGAUCACAAUUAGAGAGUGGUGGUUUUGGGUCUGUGUUCAAAGGAACCCUAACAGACGGCACGUUUGUAGCUGUAAAGAAACUAGAGGAAUCGAGAGAAGACGAGAAGCAAUUCAGAGCAGAAAUCAGUUCUCUUGGAAACAUACAGCAUGUCAAUUUGGUAAGGCUUAGAGGAUUUUGUGCAGAGGGAUCACAAAGGCUACUGGUUUAUGAUUACAUGCCCAAUGGAUCUCUGAAUUCUUUAGUGUUCAGUAUCAACAACCAAAGCAAGCGGAAGGACUGA